CGAAAAGCAAACGGUAAUUGGAUGUAUGGCUGAUCAUGCUAAGCCUAUUUUGCUAAAAGUAUCAUCCAUAGGAAGUUAACGGAUUUGUGUGCUCGUACAUACCCUGCAUCAAAUACUCCGAGAAGGAGUAAACAUCAGGUCGGAGAUAUGUUUGACCUUCUAGAUGAGUCAACGCGAUUAAAACAAUGUUUGCUUUGCCAGUUGGAAUGUUCGAAUCGAUUGCUGGUAAGCCAGACAGCAGGGUCGGGAUUCGUGGUCUUCGAUGUCAUUCGCAAACAUUUUUGGUUUACAGACACUUACUACGAUGGUCGGUGCAUUUGCAUUCCCUGCUGGCGAGCAACGGAAUCGUUUCAUAUGUUUUAUAAAGAAAUCGAACUGGCGCAUUCCGUGAAGCUAGAAGCAGUCAAACAAGAAGAUUCGUUACAAACAAACGAUCCUAACCAUUUGACUGACUUAGACCCGCCAGACUGGGAGUGUGGAACCUUGGAAAAAUUGAACGAGGUGUUCGUGAAAGAAAACCAUUCGGAAAGUGACAACCAGCAGGAUACGCUCAGCGAUAGCCCAGGACUAUCCGCAUCCGAAGAAGAAUCGGAAUCGGAAUCUACGCUUUCGCUAGCCAAACGGACAAGAUCAAACAGGACUGCGGUCGCGAAACGCACAACACGAUCUACCGGAAGCGAGGAAAUGAAAACUUGGCUACCGGGCGAAGGCUUGACAUUAUGCCGGUGCAUACAGGGGGUUCUCGAGGCGCAGUGUCAUGUGUGUGUCCGAAAUAAAGAUAGUACGGCAAAACCGAAAGCUGCUGAGCAGCCGUACAUGCGGUUUGCCAAACUGAUGCGACACUUUCGAGAAGCGCACGGCACGCCCGGGUACGCCGUGUGCUGCAACCGAAAGUAUGCCCGAAGAAGAUCGCUUAGGGCGCAUAUGCGAACGCACGGCAAGGUUACAGUGUACCACUGCCAUCGGUGUCGUAUAAAAUUCCGCAAGGAGGAAUCCUUAAACGAACAUAACAACCUCGUACAUCUCGACGACUCGGAGAAGCAGUUUCGGUGUGAGAAGUGUAGCAAAGGAUUCGCGACCGAGAUACUGCUCGCUUCGCACGAGGACUGGCACAAAAACGUGGAGCAAAGGAACAUCGUUUGUAGUGAUUGUAACACAUUCUUCCCUAGCAUUGUAGCAAUGCAUAAACAUAAAUCUUUGCAUCAUCCAACGGUAGAAAACGCUGAUACUGCACAAAGUACGAACACCACAGGGACGGAAAAUCAGAUGGAAGAGCUCUUGAUAACAACAGAAUACCGGAUGCGUCUUACGGCCGAAGAAAUGGCCAAGCAAAACGAACUUAUCGAGCGCUACUGCACGCUGUACUGUGACGUUUGCCAGUUCGUCGCAUCUGGGUUCGCUGAUUUGAAGCAGCACGUAUCCGAAGAGCACGGUUUGCGCUCGGUCAAGGUGGUUUGCUGCGAUCAGCCGUACACAAACCGGGUGCGGUUGUACGAGCACGCCCAGUUACACGAGGAUCCUGAUCGCUUCCGGUGCAAGGUGUGCAGCAAGCGGUACGUCAACAGUCGCAGCCUGCAGAAUCAUCAGUGGCGCAUUCAUACACCGGCCGCCGAGCGACCCUUCUGCUGUGACGUUUGCGGAGAAACGUUUGUCAAGGACUAUCUAUUGAAGAAGCAUCUCUCCUUUCAUCUGGCAAAGCACCAAAAGCUGAAUUUCUGCGAGGAGUGCAACCGAUCGUUUGCGACACCGGCCGCAUUACGCUGCCAUCGGCAAACGUAUCACGGGGAAGUGGCCAACUGGAUAUGUGAGAUCUGUGCGAAAGGUUUCGAUAGUCGUUCGAUGCUAGAUAAGCAUGUUCCGACGCACAGUGCCGAAGGAAAAACGGAACUUAAGCACCAGUGUGAACGGUGCAAACGAUGGUUGCGAAACAAAAAGUCCUACCAACAACAUCGAGUACGGUGCCACAUGAACGCCGGUCCGGUGAAAUGUCCAUUCUGUGGCAAAGAGUCGAAGAACUCGGUCGCGCUGCGGGCCCACAUUCAUCUGCACCACGCGGAUCGCCCGGAGCAUGCCUGCUCGUUCUGCGAGAAGCGCUUCAAAACGGCUCUACGACUGCGUGAACACGAGGCCACUCACACUGGGACCGUGCUCUAUAAGUGCCCCUGGUGCCCGCGGACAUUCGCCUGCGGCUCAAACAUGUACAAGCACAAAAAAGCCGGCCACCCGGAGGAGUGGGCCGCCGGUGUACAGAAGCGCUUUGGCGAGCGAUAAAAACGGAGGAGCGUCCUACUCAAGCUACGAUCGGCUGUAAGUUCAUGCAACUAGCAUUUUACGUCCAAUGAUACAAACUAACCAUUUUUCUGCCGGGCAAUAUCUAUGUAAUGGUAAUAAUAUGAAAUUUUAUCAAGAAUCCAAACUCUGUCGGAAUCUCCCACAAAAUCCAGUUCACGUUUUACGUUACUAGCUUUAUAAAACGGUAUUCUAUGGGAAUUAUCAAAAAGUUAAAGGCAUUUCUCAGAUACGGAUCUAUUUGUUUGUGUACAUCAUGUAAUAAUAUUAAUGUUAAUAAUGUAAAUAUGGACAUAGAAUUUUUUUAAUACUUUUUUCUGACCACUAACUCAGAAACCGUUCGAAACCCUAACUCAUUCAACGGACCUUAACCAGCUAACACGCUCUGCGAACUAUUGAAUCUUUUUUAGCAUUUCAUUUCUGCACUUUCCGGAGAAAACCAUACAAGGUAUGACGUCACCAUUUGCGGUCAUUCCGUUGUAUUAUUCUUGUGUAUUUCUUCGAUGUUAUGAAAUUCACAUAUAGUUUAACAUGACUUCAAAUUGCUUUCUUAAUUGGAACUACAACCGGCGAGCGGUUUGAACUGAAACUCGUCAAACUGUUUCGUAUUACCGUACCCCUUCCUUACUGGCCAACCUUCCACCUUAGUUUAGACCUACCUAUUCGUUAUCCCAUUCUUCAUUCUUCUUCGCCACAUGUAAAACUAAAUAAGCUAAUAAACAGUAAUAUUAAGAGCGGUUACACGCAAACAAUGUUAUUUAAGCACAUUUCACGUAUAAUUUGUUAUUUAAAAUAAAGUAGGUUGUAAUUUGUAAACAAUUUAAUUGAAGCCAACGUUGCAAGACGCAUUCAGGUAUUAUAUCAUUUAAGAAAACAGUGCAAUUUAAAUAAAAAUCUUUCUUUGCAAUU
Anopheles coustani is the source of this 3198-nucleotide messenger RNA. Its product is annotated as zinc finger protein 676-like. The transcript is spliced from 5 exons. Gene Ontology annotation, cellular component: nucleus. The record is from RefSeq and is a predicted model, not a curated record. NCBI's taxonomy places the organism in Eukaryota, Metazoa, Arthropoda, Insecta, Diptera, Culicidae. Bases 148 to 2271 code for a protein of 707 amino acids. Gene Ontology annotation, molecular function: zinc ion binding.